UCAGUGUCUGAUGACGAAUUUCCCCCACGAAUCAUUAUCACUCAAUUCUGCAAGUGGUUCUGAUUUACUAUCGCUGUUCUCUAGCCGGUCUAAAACCGUUUUGACCUAAAGGGACGCUUUUUGGACGCCAUGGACGUUUCUCAGUUUCCAGGCAGAAAGAACAAUAAAAAUACAGGCAGGGCGCAGGACAAAGCACUCGGGACAAAAUGUAUGUGAAAUGGUUUGAUACAGGAAUGUUUUACUAUGUGAUUUCAGUGUAUUUACAAAAAUUACAUUUUUUAAAAAAUUCAAAUUACCCGCCGGUUCCGGCACCCGUACGUCCCGACGUCACAGGGACCGGAACACAGAAGUCGGAUGCCAGCAAGGUAAGUGCUGCAGGGACCCCCAGAGCAACGCCGCAUGGU
Staurois parvus is the source of this 404-nucleotide messenger RNA. The record is from the annotation of a GenBank genome assembly. NCBI's taxonomy places the organism in Eukaryota, Metazoa, Chordata, Amphibia, Anura, Ranidae.